Puccinia triticina is the source of this 402-nucleotide messenger RNA. RefSeq lists its product as uncharacterized. The record is from RefSeq and is a predicted model, not a curated record. Lineage: Eukaryota; Fungi; Basidiomycota; Pucciniomycetes; Pucciniales; Pucciniaceae. The coding region runs from base 1 to 402 and encodes 133 amino acids. The transcript is spliced from 4 exons.
AUGACCCUACACAACAACACCGCCAAACACCGGGCCCCCAUCCACCACGGCAAUUGCUUGCCUGCGCCCAAACCCCGACCCACCAGGAACCAUGCAAGCCCUGAUGGGCGUGCGACUCGGGAUUCCCGCCCGACCAGAUCUGCUUUGUCCUUGAGCGCAUGGCCAUCCCUCCUCAUGGAAUACUGUUCAUCGGCGGAAAUCAUCAAUCUUCUCAACUCACGACUCAAGAACCAGCUCGCCAAUUCGGAGAUCCUCAAGGCAUCCAGCACUACUGUCGCCGCAGUCUUUGCACUCGAAGCCGCCGCUGGGUUCAUGCCGUCCUGUUGCCCUCGAUGCCUGAGAUCACUUUGGGCGGGUUCAGGAGAUUAUUGCUUGCUAGAUCCAGGCCAUGCACGGUCAUGA